Messenger RNA from Knipowitschia caucasica, 852 nucleotides. NCBI's taxonomy places the organism in Eukaryota, Metazoa, Chordata, Actinopteri, Gobiiformes, Gobiidae. The record is from the annotation of a GenBank genome assembly.
AUGGCCCUGACCUGUGGAGUCCCACAGGGGUCGAUCCUGGGACCUCUUCUGUUCAAUCUUUACAUGCUGCCGUUAGGUCUGUCCAAACAGGCUGUAAAACAGCUGCAGUACAUUCAAAAUGCAGCAGCUCGAGUCCUGACUAGAACCAGGAAGUACGACCACAUUAGUCCAGUUCUCAGGUCUGCAGUCAUGCUCUUCCUCACCUUUGUGGUUCUGUUGGUGGCCUCCUCUUCAUGGGCAGAAGAGAUGAGUCGUACUGGGGACACGACUCGAGAGCUGUCAGUGGGAGAACUGCUGGAGCGAGCGAACAGAGAGAGAGUCCCAGAGCCAGAUGAGCCGGAGCUGGUUGGGGACAUUGCAGUGAGCUCUGACCGCAACGCUGACCCCUGCACCUCCAGAGGCUGUCUGUGGCUCAAGUACAGUGACGGAAAGGUCUACAUCCCCUACUACAUCGCCAACCACUACUCCGACAGAGAGAGGUCCAUAAUCCAGCGUGGUCUUGAAUCCUUCGCUGCUGUUUCCUGCAUUUACUUCAGACCGUAUCAGAGCGGAGACCACGAGUGGAUCAGCAUCGAGUCCAGGAGCGGUUGUUACUCGUACGUGGGGCGGCAGGGCGGCGCUCAGACCGUGUCGAUCGAUCGUCAGGGUUGUGUGUAUCACAGCACGGUGCAACACGAGCUUCUGCACGCGCUCGGAUUCAACCACGAACAAACCAGAUCUGACAGAGACGCACACAUCAGAGUGCACUGGGACAACAUCAUGGACGGGAUGGAUUAUAAUUUUUACAUCGUUGAUACUUUGAACCAAGGAACUCCGUACGACUACAACUCUGUGAUGCAGUACGAGAGGUGA